Molecule: messenger RNA, 2293 nt
Organism: Chlorocebus sabaeus (green monkey)
Lineage: Eukaryota; Metazoa; Chordata; Mammalia; Primates; Cercopithecidae
Source: RefSeq, a predicted model, not a curated record
AAGGGAGAUACAGCGUGUUGAACCACUGAAGCACGCCCCCCCCACACACACCAGCCAGAAAAGGGAUACCCCGUCGGCUCUGAACCUGGCAAAUGUACCUGGGCUCCCCCUGGAGGCCACAUUCUCCGAGGUCCCCUUUCGGUCCCCAGUGUCCCUCAGGUAUUCCGUUGUAAUCCGGGAGAACUGAUACACCCUAGUGCUCUGAAACUUGGCCUGUGCUCGAGGCGGAAACCCCUGCCCCUCUGCCUGGCGACGCUUGAACACACCCGUCUGGCCAGGUCCCGUUCACUGGCCAAGAGUGUAGCAUUGAACAUGGGGCACUGGGGCAGGGGUGCACUCCACGCUGACACCACACUCCACCCCUUAACUUGCUGACCAGGGAUAAUCGCUUCCUUUCAUCGAUUCACAGCGUUAGAAAAAUGCAGCGUUGAGAGGCAGCGCGGAGGUCAACUGGACCAUCAUCCUUAGGUUGCAGGAAAGAAAACUGAGACCUAGAAAGAUGAAGCAGUUGUCCCAAAGGCUUCCAGCUGCUCCCAGUACUCAAGGACUUGGAGCACACUUGGGGAGAUUCUCACUGUUGUAUUCCCAUUCCUCACUUUUCAGGAGGCCUGAACUCUCAAACUCCGAAUCUGAUUUCCACUCUCCCAGGAGGGCUACGGAAAUAACGGAAAGUUCCUUGCAGAUUUUCACUGAGCCUCUCCCCAGUCCCCACCCUUUGGCCCUGUGUGUCUGCGAGUAGGAAUGCGCAUUGCUAGCUACUUUCGAUGCAAUGAACCUGGAAGAUAUUUUGUAUGGACUGAAUAACAGGUUGAGGAAGGCAGAACAGUGCCUUCAGGUCAGUUCCUGGUUCAAGACCGGCCUCUGCCACUUGCUCUUAGAGGUAAAGAGAGCAGGGCCUGCCCCGUUCUUCACUUGCAGGACCAUUUGUUCAGGCAGCAUUUGCAGGGACUCGUAUUCCGAAAGGAAGGUCUAUCCAGGAGCUUGAGAAGGAGAGCACUCAGCCAGGAGAGGUGGAUUGUCAAUACAGGAAUCCAUACUGACUCUGAAUCCCUAAUUUUGGCCUGUAUUCUUCUUCCUCUCUGAACCAUCUUCUUAGAAGUCACUGUGUCGAGAGUGCCAGAAAACCAUCCCAAGACUCACAUAGGGUUGUUCCUCAUAGUGGAUGUUUUGGCCACUGGACAUCAGAACCACAUUUUGAGUUUGAAGAAUCUUCUACAUGUGAUGACCUACUAAAUGAUUUCACAGUCCACCAGAGGGUCACGGUCCACACCUGGAGACACUCCAAUGCAGGUCUAUGCUGGCUGAGUGCACUGGCUUGUGGCUGGAGCUGAGAAAGUGGAAUUCCAGAGACACUCCUGAAAUUGUCCUAAGUUAAAGGAGCCGAACAGUGUGCCACCUCCCUCUCUGCCAUCGCCUCUGAGAGCAGCCAUGGCCCUGAGUGAUGUCGAUGUGAAAAAGCAGAUUAAGCACAUGAUGGCUUUCAUUGAGCAGGAAGCCAAUGAGAAAGCAGAGGAAAUCGAUGCCAAGGCUGAGGAAGAGUUUAACAUUGAGAAAGGACGCCUUGUGCAAACCCAACGACUGAAGAUUAUGGAGUAUUAUGAGAAAAAGGAGAAGCAGAUAGAGCAGCAGAAGAAAAUCCAGAUGUCCACCAUGAGGAAUCAGGCAAGGCUGAAAGUCCUGAGAGCCCGAGAUGACCUCAUCUCAGAUUUGCUCAGUGAGGCGAAGCUGAGACUCAGCCGGAUUGUGGAGAACCCAGAGGUCUACCAGGGGCUUCUGGAUAAACUGGUGCUCCAGGGUCUGCUCCGACUGCUGGAACCUGUGAUGAUUGUGCGCUGCCGGCCACAGGACCUCCUCCUGGUGGAGGCUGCUGUGCAAAAAGCCAUCCCCGAAUAUAUGACAAUUUCCCAAAAACAUGUGGAGGUCCAUAUUGAUCAAGAGGCAUACCUGGCUGUGAAUGCAGCUGGAGGUGUGGAGGUCUACAGUGGCAAUCAGAGAAUAAAGGUUUCAAAUACCUUGGAAAGCCGACUGGAUCUCUCAGCCAAGGAAAAGAUGCCAGAAAUACGAAUGGCCUUGUUUGGUGCUAACGCCAACAGAAAGUUCUUUAUAUAAGCCUCUGGGAAGUGAAGCUAGUGUUGAACCACUAAACCACGAAAGUUUAAGUUUUGGGGGGAAAGGAAACUAGUAGUAUUUCCUCCUCUUUGAUGCUCUGAUAUUGUUCUGUUUUUCUUCAUGAAAUACCCCUUGGAUGGCUAAAGUGUUAACUUUGAAAUAAAGCCCAAAUUAAUGCUCAGAA